Molecule: messenger RNA, 3491 nt
Organism: Platichthys flesus (European flounder)
Lineage: Eukaryota; Metazoa; Chordata; Actinopteri; Pleuronectiformes; Pleuronectidae
Gene: vegfd
Product: vascular endothelial growth factor D
Exons: 8
Coding region: 679-1617 (312 amino acids)
Biological process (GO): response to hypoxia; positive regulation of mast cell chemotaxis; positive regulation of angiogenesis
Cellular component (GO): membrane
Molecular function (GO): vascular endothelial growth factor receptor 3 binding; chemoattractant activity; growth factor activity
Source: RefSeq, a predicted model, not a curated record
UGUGUUGAACCUCAGGGUUUUUAGUCGGACAAACCACAUAAGGAUCUGGAGAAGUGAGGUUGGGACAGACGGGAAGUGUACUGGACAAAUAUUCUAAACAACGGUUAAGGGGAGCCAGCAGCCUUUCCAUGAGGUGGGAAUAUAACGAGGACAAGUUUGAAAUAGAAGAAUUUGUUUGAGGCCCCGUAAUACGUCACAGGCCUUCAACACAGACUUUAUUGAUCAGUGAGUCUUCAAGUGAAUCUCGGCUUCUGUUUUUACUGAGGAAAUUACCCACCUCUUACUGCUGGUAGUGUUGCUGUUUAACAGGAAUCCUCCGGUGCUGCAUCAAAGCUCCAGCAGCAAGAGGUACACGUUUUAAAGCCUCUUUAGCAUUCUCCAUUUGGUGUCUGGGGUGCUGUGACAGGUCACGUCUGGCUCAGGCACACACAACCACACUUACACAUACAAACACACACUCUGACGCUCAACUGUGCAGCUGGAGGAUCAAGAGUUUGUGUUGCACAUACCUGCGCUGAAGAGACUGAGUGUGUGUGUGUGUGUGUGUGGUCUGAGGGACGGAGCUGGUCUGGGAAACUGAGUCAGAGAGGCAGUUCUAAGUGCUUUCUGUCAGCAGAAAAGAGGAGACAAGUUCGUACUGCUGAGUGCUUCUCAGAGCCGGCGAGCAGAGUCAGAGGAAUGAUGAUGAGGAUGAGACGGACGCUGGGCAGACUCUCCUGCUUGGUGACUCUGGUGGUGGAGCUGAGCUGGAUCAACGGGGGCCACAGCAUGGACAGACAGGGAGGGAGUCGGCAGGCCAUGAAGCAGUGGGAACAGAAGGUGCGAUCGGCCUCCAGCCUGGACGAGCUGCUGAGGCUCGAAGAGUUUCCGGACUGGAACCUGUGGAAAUGUCGUCUGAGGCUGCAGCAGCCAGAGAGCCUCUCCUCUCUGCCGUCCGGAGGGUCACACCGCUCCACGCGCUACGCCGCCGAAUCCUACAGCCUGGAGAUACUGAAAGCCAUUGAUGAAGAGUGGCAGCGGACUCAGUGCAUGCCCAGGGAGACGUGCGUCGACGUGGCCAAGGAGCUGAGCACCGACCCAUCGAUGUUCUUCAAGCCACCCUGUGUCUCCGUCCACAGGUGCAGUGGUUGCUGCAAUCAAGAGGGCCUCACCUGCAGGAACACGUCGACUGUGUUCGUGAACAAAACUGUGCUAAGUAUCAUUCCAUUCAACUUUUUGCCGGAACCCGUGCUAAUACAAGUGGCUAAUCACACAGAGUGUCGGUGCAUGGAGCCGGCCAUCAUACGACGUAAUGCUCAGCCUCACAGGAGCAGUGGCUGCUCUCCGACGAGCCGGCGCUCGGCGUCAGAGGACUCCAGGCGACUCUGUGCCAGUGGGUCAAUCUGGGAUUGUUCCGCUGACAGAUGCAUACCUUACCCUUCCAGUACACCAGAGUUGCCACUCAGCUCAUGGAUGCCCGACUGUGAAAUAGAUGUGGAGCGCUGCACCUGUCUUUUCAGUCCGGUGCCAACCCCGGAGCCAAGACCGACCCAACGCUGCCUACUCAACACCACCAUCUGUGCCUUCAGUAAUAAGCGUUUCGAUAAAGCCUUAUGCAGGUGCAGACCGACCAAGUAGAAUUCCACCGGGAAGUAAACGACGACAACCUGCUCACCAGAGAAAAAGGCAGAGAAAAAAAGGCUCAUAAUUUAUUUACAGUCCUAUUUAUGCUGAUCACUUUAACUAAAUAUGAUGAUAUUAACUCACAAGAUUGUGUUUACAAUUGAUUUUACUUUAACAUUCGUACCUUAAGUCUCAAUCAACGUGUCAAGCUUGUUUUGUACAUUUGUUCUUUGUGCACUGAAUAUGUAGUUUAUAUUAAAAGAUUAUUUUUAUAAUUUGAAUUUGCAAUGAAUGUAUGAGUUAUUGCUGGGCUCCUAUCCACAGUUUUUGUCAACAACAACACCCGGUUAGUUGAUUCUUGUUACUUCUGAAAGAUAAUAACGAUACUUUAUAAAAAAUGAUUCACCCUCUGUGGAAGUUUUCAUGUUUUUUUUCCAGUCAAAGGAGAUUUAACCGUUUUUUUUAUUCUUAAAUAUCUGUAAAAAUGUCCAACGAGAAACUUGUAAUGCCCUUGUUCUUUUUUUUCAACAUUUUUAUCAUUAGCGGUUCGGUUGAUUUGAGGUGUGAUACUCUGCAACGUUACCAAUUUGGAAAACAGUUUCUCAAGGUAAUGUAAUUAUGGGAUACGUCGGGCUCCACACGCUGGAGCCUUCAUUCAUCGGGGAUGUAAGGAUGCAUUUACAGGAGCCGUUAAAAAUGGGACAGCCUUAUCACGCCGAUGCUAUUCAACCAGUCUUUAAAUUAAUUCACUGAAUUGAUUCUGUAGCUGUGUCUCAGUACAGUCGGUCAAGGGUGUACACCUCGCCCAAUGUCAUUUACAAUUGGCACCUGCUCCCUGUGAUCAUCAGCACAUUGAGAUGAUUGGUGCACGGACAAAGAGCCUAAAGAAUUUAAUCAUUAAUGAACUCAGGCUCAAUGUAUCUAUUCAGUUGCAGAUAGCAAUGUGUGGAGUUGUCUUUCAUGAUACCUGUGCAGAGAUGAAGCUGUUUUACAAAGAAACAGGAAGAAAUUUCCACAUGGGCAAAACGGACCAGUCCACACAGACUCAAGGCCGAGAUUUCUGCCUAAUGCGCAUCAACUCAAUAAUACUGACGUGGAGGAAGAGAUCACAGCUGCAAAAAAGUAUUUUUACAUUUGUGAUUUAUUUAGAUGACUUUACAUCUUUUUUUCAAACUUUUUAUUUGAGUCACACACAAAUAAAGCCAGACUCCUUAUAACCAAUGUUGCUAAACAAUAAAAAUACAUUUUAAUAUACAAUUAAGCAGCUGUUUCGCUAAUGUGAGAUUUGCUGCAUUGCUCUUAGAACCUGUGAAUAAUUUCUUUGCCAGAUGGUGGCAGAGCUGAUAGAGAUCUGACCCUCUAUACCUUUUAUACUGGAUAUGUAUUUGAGCUUCCAGGUGAAACUCCAUAUUUUCUGAUAACAAGAACUCCGCGGACUGUAAAUACAGCAUCUCGUAAAACAUGUCAGCCAUUUGUAAAUGUAUUGAUUUUACUGUUGUUGCUUGGUGAAUGUAUUGAUUUACAGUUUUGUAUUCCUAUAUAUCGCCUGUAAAAUGAGCGUGCCAUAUACGUGCCUCCUUAUUUUCUUUGACUGGAUUUUGUGACCCACAUAUAUUGAUUUAAGAUAUCGUUAUAUUUUCCUGUCAUUGUGUCUAUGAUAUUUUGUCGACUUAUCCAUCCACCUCAACCUCCUCAUACUAACACAACCUUCAUCGCUUCUCUCUGCUCCCAUCAGAAGUCCUACGGCCACUAGAGGUCGCCCUACAAAACCAUUUUUGCAUUGUUAAGAGAUGCUGUACCUUUCAAAGCUUGUGACUCAUUAUCCUUCGUUCAUCCAAUGUAUGACUUUCUAAUGUUCUUAUGCAAGAUAUCAGUGCCCACAAAAGACA